Toxorhynchites rutilus septentrionalis is the source of this 3336-nucleotide messenger RNA. RefSeq lists its product as uncharacterized. Bases 1 to 3336 code for a protein of 1111 amino acids. Gene Ontology annotation, molecular function: nucleic acid binding; zinc ion binding. The transcript has a single exon. NCBI's taxonomy places the organism in Eukaryota, Metazoa, Arthropoda, Insecta, Diptera, Culicidae. The record is from RefSeq and is a predicted model, not a curated record.
AUGGCUUCCCAAGACCCGAAUGCAGAGCUAAUGCAAUCUCUCACAAAAAUGAUAGCCGACGCCCUGAAGUCAUCCAUCCAAUCCACUUUGGGGCAAAUGAAUCCUGCCGGAGAUGCAAUGGUGCCACCCGUGAAACCACCUUCGUUUUCUGCUCCCGAAUACCGUAUUUCGGACAACACAUCCGUUACUGACUAUUUCAAGCGCUUUGAAUGGUCUCUGCAAUUGAGUAAGAUUCCGGCAGAACAAUACCCACACUAUGCUCGAGUGCAUAUGGGUACAGAAUUGAAUAACGCCAUCAAAUUCCUGAUAAGUCCUCGCGAUCCAGCGGACAUCUCGUUCGACGAACUUCGAUCGGCACUAGUAAAUCACAUCGACCAGCCAAAGAAUAAAUACGUUGAGAGUAUAAAGUUUCGGGAGAUCAUGCAACAGAGCGACGAAUCCGUGUCCAGUUUCGUUCUCCGGCUCAGACAAGGUGCUGCGCAUUGUGAAUAUGGAGAAUUCCUUGAUAGAAUGUUGAUCGAACAGCUCUUACACGGUCUCGAUUCACGCGAACUGUGCGACGAAAUUAUAGCAAAGAAACCGGCGACAUUCAAUGACGCUUUCGAGAUUGCGCACACAAUUGAAGCUACCCGUAAUACAGCUAAAGAAGUGAGAACGGUAAGACCAUCGCUAGUUCCAGAGGGAACCAACAAGUUAGGUUAUGAGCCACCGAAGACACGGAGGGGAAAUCCAAAUGACGUAUCUUCGUCACACCUAUACAAGGGUAGUGGGAAACUAACAUACGACUCUAGAGUAUGCAGUGGCUGUGGUGGUCAACAUACACGUAGUCAGUGUAAGUUCCGCAAUGCAACUUGUUUCACCUGUGAGAAAAAAGGGCACAUUGCCAAAGCUUGUAGGUCCAGUAAAUAUCAAUCACAGGAUCGCUCCACGUCUCAAGUGCAAUUGGAGAAUCCUUCUGAAGAAGUCGACGAAGUAAUGCGGUUGAGCAAAAUUCAUUCAGUCGCUGCGUGCCAGAAAAAGGUAGUCAGUGUCAAAAUAGACGGUCGCCUCCUGGAAAUGGAGGUUGAUACCGGAGCCCCGUGCGGCAUCAUUAGCGAGAAAAAGCUACGAACGAUCAAACCCACGUUUACACUAAAGGGCACAGAUCGGCAAUUCUCCAGUUACACCGGACACAAAAUUAUGUGCAUGGGUCUUCUUCCAGUGAAUGUCAGCGUCGGAGCAACUACACACAAACUGAACUUGUACGUUGUGUCCGGGGACUAUGACGCCCUUUUUGGAAGGGAAUGGAUUUCGCAAUUCAUGAAAGAGGUAAAUCUAAACGAGCUGUUCUCAAAAACUGAUCCGAUACAUUCACUAGUAUCUACAAAAUCGACGUGUGCAGUAGAACGAGAGGCUCUUUCGCAGUUGCUGGUGAACUUCGAGGAUGUUUUCAGUGACACCCCUGGUAAGCUGAUUGGGCCUCCCGCAUCAGUGCAUUUGAAACCUGGAACAACUCCCAUUUUCGUAAAAGCUCGAGACGUACCACUUGCAUUGAAAAGCCAAUAUGCCGAAGAAAUUGAUAAAAAAUUAGCAUCUGGUGCCUAUGAGAGAGUGGAUUACUCUGAAUGGGCCUCCCCCACACACAUUGUGGUCAAGAAGAACGGAAAACUACGCAUCACCGGCAAUUACAAACCAACGGUAAACCCUCGAAUGAUUAUCGACGAACAUCCGAUCCCCAAAAUCGAAUACAUUUUCAACCAAAUGAAUGGAGCCAGUUUGUUCUGUCAUCUGGAUGUUACGGACGCUUACACACACCUUCCUAUUGACGCAGAGUUCCAACAUGUUCUAACUCUCAAUACACCAACACAUGGACUGGUACGCCCUACAAGAGCAGUCUACGGGGCGGCAAACAUUCCAGCGAUCUGGCAACGUCGUAUGGAAACGGUAUUUCAAGGUCUAUCCAAUGUCAUCAACUUUUAUGACGAUAUUAUAUUUUAUGCAGACGGGUACGAAAACCUCAUCUCAGCCCUCACAUCGGUUUUUGAAAGAUUAAGGCACCAUGGUUUACGUUUAAACCGAUCCAAAUGUAUUUUCGCCUCGCCGGUACUUGAAUGUCUGGGUCACAAAAUAAAUGCACACGUGUUGCACAAAUCAGACAAACACAUUGAAGCCAUACGGGAUGCACCCCGUCCUUCAAACAAAGAGGAGCUACAACUGUUUUUAGGAAAAGCCACGUACUAUAAUUCGUUUAUUCCUAAUCUCUCAACACGAUCUCGUUAUCUGCGUGAUAUGCUACAAGACGAAGCUUUCGAGUGGAAGCCGGAACGAGUGACAGCUUAUGAAGACAUUAAAUCAAUACUAAUUUCACCACAAGUAUUAAUGCAGUAUAACCCGGCUCUUCCUUUGUUGCUAGCAACAGACGCUAGCAAAACCGGUUUAGGAGCUGUCCUAUCACAUCGCCUGGCGAAUGGCUUGGAACGACCGAUUGCUUACGCAAGCUGCUCAAUGUCUCCUACUGAGCAGCGCUAUCCGCAGAUUGACAAAGAGGCUCUCGCUAUCGUGUGGGCGAUCAAAAAGUUUUUUCACUUCCUCUACGCUCGCCGAUUAACUCUAAUCACCGACCACAAACCGUUGACGCAAAUUCUUCACCCUACUAAAUCGCUCCCAAAUUUGUGCAUCAGUAGAAUGGCCAAUUAUGCUGAUUAUUUGGCACAUUUCAAUUACGACGUUGUGUACAAAUCAACGAAGGAGAACGUAAAUGCAGACUACUGUUCUCGUAUCACACGACCACCAACAAAGGAACAAGUAAACAAACUUUCACUUCGUGAGGGAAGAGACAUCGGUGAAGACGAGUUCGACGUAUUUGCUCUUCGUCAAAUUGCACAACUACCCAUACGCGCAGAUCACAUCGCUCGAGAGACACGCAAAGAUUCUAGUCUUGGUAAAAUCACUCAACUUUUGGAAGCCGGUUCUGAUUUGUCACGAUUUGGCUAUAAAGCUCCGGAGGUGAAAUCUUCGCUGGCUGCAGGUUGUUUAGUGUUCGAACACAGAGUUGUAGUGCCGCCAGUGCUGCGACAGUUUGUGUUAAAAGACCUCCAUGUAGCACAUAUUGGGAUUGUGAAAAUGAAGGGCCUCGCUCGCUCGUUUGUUUAUUGGCCAGGAAUAGAUGCUGACAUCGAAAACACAGCAAAAUCGUGCCCUGAGUGUGCUCGUCAAGCACACGCUCCCCCGAAGUUUAGUGAACACCACUGGCAGUAUCCCAAAGGCCCCUGGGAAAGAAUACAUAUAGAUUAUGCGGGUCCAGUGGCAGGCUCAAUGUUACUGAUUAUUGUAGACGCGUACAGUAAAUGGUUUUAG